GAGACGAACAUCUGCAGCUCGUCCUUCCAUGCUGCCGCCGUCUGUGCAGGAGCAGGUUGCUAUGCUGUAGAUCGGGUGAUGCAGAUAGGAGGGCCAAAGAGGGUGUUUGUGCCCUGCCGUCCUCCUGGGCACCAUGCUGGACCGUCGGGUCAGGUGGCAGAUGAUGCAGGGCGCUUGUCUCCCUCCCAGGGGUUUUGCCUGCUCAACUCGGUUGCGAUCGCAGCAGCGUAUGCGAGGUUGGCGCCGUACAAUUACAAGGGGAUUCUACAGCGAAUUGCCAUCAUAGACUUCGAUGCUCAUUAUGGCGACGGGACGGCUGCCUGCGUCAUGAACCUUCGGCCUCGCUAUCGGCUGCGGGUGGUGGACGGCAACCCGAACAUCUUGUCGAUCCCUCUCCCCCGGGGAACCGAAUCAAAUCGAUUCCGAGAGAUUGCAGCUAACCAGAUGCUCCCCCACCUCGCCGCGUUCCGACCCAACCUCAUCUUCCUCUCCUCGGGCUUUGACGGGCAUGCUGAGGACGUGCUGGGUAACGACGGAGGGCUGCAGCUGACAGAAGAAGACUUCAAGUGGUUCACGCUUCGGGUUGGCGAGAUAGCAGAUCGGUACAGUGAGGGGAGAAUCAUCUCGAUGCUCGAGGGAGGAUACCACCUG
Guillardia theta CCMP2712 is the source of this 651-nucleotide messenger RNA. RefSeq lists its product as hypothetical. NCBI's taxonomy places the organism in Eukaryota, Cryptophyceae, Pyrenomonadales, Geminigeraceae. The record is from RefSeq and is a predicted model, not a curated record. The annotation marks the transcript as partial. The transcript is spliced from 4 exons.